AUUCUUGUUUUUUAACAAAGAAUCUGCAGAGGGAAAGGUAUGUGUAUGAAUAUAAUUUCUUUGUAUAAAAAAACAUGCUGUUCAUCAUGUGUAACGUUAGCCACCUUUAAUCACGUGUCUGUGGUUACCAAUUAUAUAACCUAACCUCCAAUUUUAAAUGGGAAAAUGAUUGCUAGAAAUUUUGGAAAAUUACUACCUUGUCUGAUACCAAUCGAUAAUGUCUCGAAGGAGCUUAAAACAGUUAAAGAAGCCGAUUUAACUGUCGUGCAAAAGGAGUCUGGAUGGGAACGUGUAAAAUCGCUAUUUGAAAAGGAUGACUUUGGGAGAAUCACUCCGGAAUUACAAUCAAUAAUUAAUGUAGGCUGUGCCAGUUGUUUUCUGGGUAUGUUAUAUGGGGGAAUAACGAAUACCAGGGAAACGUACAUAGACUUUGUUAAGAAUAACCAAGCGACCAGUUUUAAGAGUCAUUUAGAAGCUAAGAAAACAUUACAAGAUCGCAUGACACUUAGUUUUGCUAAGGGUGCCUUUAAAUGGGGAUGGCGUUUAACUGUCUUUUCAUCAACGUACAUAGUUGUCUCUACAUUAUAUUCGACGUAUAGAGGGAAAAAUGGAAUUUUGGAACAUACAGCUGCAGGAACAGUUGCAGGUUCUCUUUACAAAUUUAAAUUAGGCCCACCAGCUAUGCUAGUUGGUGGACUAGUAGGAGGUGCAUUAGGAUCAGUAGCUGGUGUUGCCACAAAUGUGUUACUUAAACUUAGCGGAAUGACAAUGCAAGAAGUGAGAUAUUGGAAUUACAAGUGGCUUAAAAAAAGGUCAGAUAAAUAUAAUGAGGAAUUUAAAAAACAUAUAGAGAAGGAUCAAAUCGAGUUACUUACUGAACGUGAACUUGCUAUGGAGAAGAGUCCUCCGGAUUUAAGUACAAUAGAAACUUCACAGUAACAUGAUUUUGUAUAAUUUUCGUUCCUGAUUUUUUAAUCCAUGCGCCCAUGUAAAAGCAGAGACUACAUAAUCUAUAAUAAAGAGAGGUCAGAGUCCUCUAAUAUAAAUCCGGGUGUCCUGCAAACUACUACAGGUGGGUUUCACUCUUCUUGUUUUUGUAAUGCGGCAUCAGCUGGUUUUAUAUAUUCUUUAACUCUUUGGAUCUCAGAAGUUUGUCCUUUUGAUCUUUAAAUGGAUUUUGCACCCUGUAGAGGCAACUACUGUUUUGAGGGUCUUGGAUGAAUUUCAGUUUCGGAGAUCCCCAUGAUCCUAAACAUCCUUAACUUGGACACUGUGUAUUUUCCAUGCCAUUUUUAAUAUUAUAAUAAUAUUAGCCUACCACAGGGAUGGCCACAAUUGAGUGACUUUUUAUAUUGCUUAUAGAAAAUAAAAUGCGAAACAUAGGCAAGAAUAUAUUCC
This is a messenger RNA of Photinus pyralis (common eastern firefly), 1398 nucleotides long. It is a transcript of the gene 140up, whose product is annotated as RPII140-upstream gene protein. The transcript has 5 exons. Gene Ontology annotation, cellular component: mitochondrion. Lineage: Eukaryota; Metazoa; Arthropoda; Insecta; Coleoptera; Lampyridae. Bases 166 to 939 code for a protein of 257 amino acids. The record is from RefSeq and is a predicted model, not a curated record.